GAAGUUAAGGUGUUUGCCGUAGUGUGUAGCGCAGUUCAACAGGAGAGUGUGAACGCCUUCUUGAGCAAAUAUUCUAGCGAAAGAAAGAAAUCGCGACAAUCGAGAUGUCCGCAACGAAGUCGUGCGACCCCGAAGCCUUCCUCUUUGGCAUGCUGGGCGCAGCCUUCUCCCUUGCCCUCGCCAAUGUCGGGGCCGCCUACGGGACGGCGAAGGCCGGUGUGGCUGUGGCGCAGCUCGGUAUUGUGCAGCCCACACGCGUCAUGCGUGGCAUCGUGCCGGUCGUCAUGGCUGGUAUCUUAGGCAUUUACGGGCUCAUCGUGUCUGUGAUCAUCUGCAACAACAUGAAGAUUAACGGAUACCCGAUCUUUUCCGGCUACAUGCACCUCGGUGCUGGGCUGGCGGCUGGCUUCGCCUCCUUGGCGGCGGGGUACGCCAUCGGCAUUGUAGGCGAUAUCUGCUGCUACGCGUACGCCAAGACGGAGAAGGUGUUCGUGCCGAUGAUUUUGAUGCUCAUCUUUGCGGAGGCGUUGGGGCUGUUCGGUCUUAUUACGGCGCUGUUGAUGAACAACAAGGCCAACUCGGUGGUCGGCACCUGCACUUCCAGUUAG
Molecule: messenger RNA, 608 nt
Organism: Leptomonas pyrrhocoris
Lineage: Eukaryota; Euglenozoa; Kinetoplastea; Trypanosomatida; Trypanosomatidae
Product: putative vacuolar type h ATPase subunit
Exons: 1
Coding region: 105-608 (167 amino acids)
Biological process (GO): proton transmembrane transport
Cellular component (GO): proton-transporting V-type ATPase, V0 domain
Molecular function (GO): proton-transporting ATPase activity, rotational mechanism
Source: RefSeq, a predicted model, not a curated record